Notodromas monacha is the source of this 2817-nucleotide messenger RNA. Lineage: Eukaryota; Metazoa; Arthropoda; Ostracoda; Podocopida; Cyprididae. The record is from the annotation of a GenBank genome assembly.
AUGGAUAAACCUGGGUAUCGUAGUUCAGUCACGAUUUUUCCGGUUGAAAAAGUCGCUAAAGAAUCGGUGGAAAGCGAUGGGAUGUCGAGUGACUCGAUAUCCAGAAACGUUUGGCAGCAGACUGAGUUCCCGGGAGGAACCAACUGUGGUAGCGAGGGCUUCUGCACUAAUCGGCCUGGUUGUAUCCGAUUUUGCGUGAAGAUGUUUAAUGGUGAUGACAGUGUGGAAUGUUUGAGUGCAACCGAUGUUCGUAAAGUUAAAAGAAAAUCAGUUAAAUGCAAGCCAGGCAUUCCCCGCAAGAAAGUUACGAAGAGAACCACGAAACCGAGGACAGUGAAGCGGGAGAGUGCCAUUCUAUCUGACGAAGAUGACGAAGAAAGUUCAAUCGCGCCGAAAGGCGGGCCGUCGAAAAAGCGUAAGAAGAAUUGCCCGACUUCAGCGAUGGAAUCAAACGGAUUAGAUGACAGCGUGGUGAUUUUACCCGAUCCCCCGGAAUCAAGCUUGAUAUCCCAGCAACUGCAACUACCGGAAAACGUUGUGAGGAAUGUCAUCUCGUUGCUCGGGGAGAACAACACCAUUCCAUUCAUGUGUCGAUAUCGAAGAGACACCAUCGGGCAUCUGGAUCCAGAGCGUUUGCGUGACAUCGAGUCGGCAUUAAACAAGAUAAAAGUUCUUAAAGUUCGUAAAAUCAACGCCAUUGUGAAUCUUCGCAAAAAGAAAGUCAUCAGUCAAGAACUUAGCGCAGCUGUUGAAUCGGUAACGUCUAUUGCUGAGUUGGAUGCGUUGCUAGAGCCCUUUAAAGCCUCGAAGGUAUCACCCAGCAACGCAGCUCGUAAACUGGGGUUAGAACCGAGUGCCCGAGCACUACUAGCCGGUGAAAAUGUAUCUUUCAAAUCCCUUGUCACCGAGGACCUUUCUGUGAAUCAAGUUAAGGAUGGUUGUAAAGAGAUUCUGGCGGAUAUAUUUGCCAAAGACCCGGAAAUUUUGACUAAUCUCCGUCCUGUUGCCCGCUGCUUGGUCAAAGUGAAAAGCACGAAAUUGCUUCUCAAGUCAGCGGCUGAUAUCCGACGGAAAUAUCGUGAUCUGUGCGAUUUUUCGGGAUUCGCUCACUCUUUGCCGUCGCAUAGGAUUCUUGCCAUCAAUCGUGGAUGUCAUGAAAAAAUGCUCUCGUCAGAGAUGAAUCUGAAUGAAGACGAAUUAUUCGAGCGAUUCUCGAGUGUCGUCAAGAGUCGGUGGCAACCGUCCGACAAUCCGAAGAUUCGCUCUUUGUUCGAAACUGCGAUGUACACUGCAUUUCCGAAAAUAAUCUCUUUGAUGAAACGAGAACUUGUCGGAGUUAUGACCGAGAAAGCGAAUGAAGGUGCCGUGAAGGAAUUUGGGAGGAAUCUGCGAAACUUGCUGUUUUCUUCGCCUCUUCGUGGCUGUAACAUCUUGGGUGUGGAUCCAGGAUUUACCCACGGCUGUAAGAUUGCUGUGAUCGAUAAAGGUGGAUCUUUGUUGGAUUCCGAUGUGAUUUACCCCAAGUUUGGCUGUGGCGUCGGAGCAUCAUAUGCUGCUCUGAACACUUUGAAGAAGCUGGUUCAGAAACACUUGUGCGAGGUAACGUUUUUGUGCUGUUCGAUAUUUCUUGUGGACGGAAUCGGUGAAUUCGAAGAUAAUCCGCAGAUUUUGGCCGUUGGUGACGGAUGUGGUUCACUUGAAUUCCAAGACUGGGUUCGUCAGGCGAUUGAAAAUCAAUCUUUCGGAAAUUUCGCGUUGAGAAUCAUACCAGUAUCAGAAUGUGGAGCUUCCGUUUAUUCCGCGUCUCCACUGGCGAAGGCCGAGUUCCCGGGCAUAGAUAUCAACAUCAUUUCUGCGAUAUCCAUUGCGCGAAGGUUGUUGGAUCCUCUGUCGGAGUUCGUGAAGGUGGAGCCGAGACAUUUGGGCAUUGGGAUGUACCAGCAUGACGUUCCAAAGGCGAUGCUUGGUGAAGCUUUGGACAAUGUAAUCAUGGAUUGUGUGUCGGAGAUAGGUGCAGACUUGAACACUGCAUCAGAGGCUGUUUUGACUCGCAUUGCUGGACUUGGUCCCGUGAGAGCGAAAGCUGUGGUUGACUUCAGGAACGAAUAUGGGCCAUUCACCAACAGAACACAGCUACUAAUGCUGAAAGGUAUGGGUCCGAAGACUUUCCAGCAAUGUUGUGGGUUUGUGCGAAUCAUGCCUGCGUCAUCUAAGCGCUCUGAGUCUCCGAAAAUUCCUCAGAAGUGUGUGAACCUGGCAAGGAUAAAAUGUAAAGUCUUGGAAGACAUAGAAUUCUCGCAAAACUUCAAUCCGCUGGACCAAACGUCAGUUCAUCCGGAAUGCUACUCUCGAGCAUGCAAAUUCCUCGCACUUUGUGAUGUUGAAGUGGCAGAUGUGGGCUAUCCAGCCAGUGUCAGUAAAAUUGAACGAUUCAUGAGCUCGAAUGAUCGGAAAAAUCUUGCUUCGGAUUUGCGGAUGAGCUUCGAGAAGUUCGAGCAGAUGCUAGAGGCGUUAACCAAGACCUUGGAUUUCGACGUUCGCCAGCGGAAGAUCCCGUCAUCGUAUGGCGAAGUGAGAUCUCUGGAAAAGCUGAAGGUCGGCGACGUUGUCGUUGGUCGUGUGAGAAACGUAGUUAGUUUUGGAGCCUUUGUGGACAUCGGCGUCGGAAAGGAUGUUCUCAUGCACGAGUCAGCAAUGGGUGGAGCGAAAGAAAGCAUCCGUCUCGGGGACUACGUUCAAGCUAGAGUUUCUUCUGUGGAACCAGCGAACGUGAAACGCGUCGGCUUGACCUUUUUGAGUCAAGUUUUCGAGGAUUGA